GCGAUCCUCCUACCUCAGCCUCCCAUGUUCUAGGAGUGCUGGGGUUACAGCCUGGCACAGCCUCAUUCUUACAGGAAAACUGAUAAGCACAAUGCAUACAUCUGGCCUGACACCACAGACAUUUGAAUCUCCACCCUGUUACUCCUGGGGGGUGUCGUAGUCUGUAGGACCCAGCCCCUUGGAUUUGGAAUUGAGUACACAAAACUACAAAUACUCUGCCCAUAGAGACCAGGGCUCAGCUAGAGGCACAGGGUCCAGGAAAAAGAGCGCCUUUGCCCCUCCUUAUCUAACUCAGGGGAGCCCGGGCAGCCUUGAGCCCCUCUGAGCUGCAGUUUCCUCACCUGUAACAUGGGGAUAACUGUACAUUGCUUACCAGAUAUUUUGUGUGAGGAUUUUUAUGUUAAAAGCACUUGGCAUAUAGUAAAGUACAGUAAUACAGUACUACCAGCGGUAGUAUGUAUGGGUCAAUGUCAUGACCCACUGGUUUUUUUUUUUGAGACAAAGUCUCACUAUGUAGUUCAGGUUGGCCUCAAAUUUGAGGCGAUCCUCUUGGCUCAGCCUCCCUAGUAGUGGAAUUACAGGUGUGUGCCACCACACCCAGCCCACUGGCUUCUGACCACCAGAGGGCACCAGCAGGUACAGAUGAACUGGGUGAGGGACUGGACCAGAACUGGACUGCAGAACAGAAAAGAGUCCAAGUGGAUGUAGCAGCCCCUAGGCAGGGAGGCUCCAUCAGGCACCCAGGGAAGAGCUUUCAAGUGGGCUGGAUCUCUCCGAAAGUCGCUGCAACAGCCUGACGCUUGGGUGGGGUUUGGGCAGACAGUGCUACGUGGCCGACGAAGUGGAUGCCAGCAACUGGGCCCUGUAGCUGGGGACCCCAGAGCCCGGGUUAGGCUGGCAGCCUGGCUGGCCAUACCCAGAAGCCCUGAAUGUUGCCUGGGGAGCCUGCAGUCUUCAGCCUGUACCCCAUUGGGUGCUGUGGAGGAAACCCCUAAACCUCAGUAACCUCCCUCCCACUGGGCCCUUUGUCCCCAGACCUCCAAACAGCGCAGCGGGCUUUCUGACCCAGGCCAGCCAGGUCUCUGUGUUCCCCCACGCCUCUUCCUCCCCAGCCCACCAGAAAUUUCCCGCCCCAGAGGGCAGCCAAAAGUACAGGUGCCCAUCCCAGCGACGUUCCCGCCACCUGCCCGGCCCGGUGCCCUGGGCCCAACCCCAGAGGGUGUGGGAUGACAGACUCUGACAAUCAUUAAACCAGCCUGGCCUGAUUUCCCAGCACCGCCUGCUAGGACCCAGGCCAAGUGGCACCUAAUAUGCAAAUCACCUGGGGCCAGGAGCCCAGUCUGAAGGCCAGGAAAUCCCCUCUAUCCAAUGAGCCAGCAGCUCAGGUUACCGCCGGGAUCGCAGCAAGGGCCUGGUGCUGGGCGGAGCUCCUGCAUGGCCCUAUUAAGAGCGGGUGGGGGUGAGCGGCAGCCAGACUCCUCGAUGCUCCCUGGCGGAGCUUACAGCCACCUGGAUUUUCCUCACCUGUGACCUCCGAAGCCAGCCUGUCUGCUGACCACAUCUGCGCAGGUAGCCUCAUGGCUGCAACCUGUGAGAUUAGCAACGUUUUUAGCAACUACUUCAGUGCUAUGUACAGCGUGGAGGACCCCAGCCUGGCCCCUAUUCCCCCUGUUGCCACCUUUGGGGCUGACGACUUAGUGCUGUCCCUGAGUAACCCCCAGACGUCGCUGGAGGGCACCGAGAAGGCCAGCUGGUCUGGGGAGCAGCCGCAGUUCUGGUCGAAGGCUCAGGUUCUGGACUGGAUCAGCUACCAAGUGGAGAAGAACAAGUAUGACGCCAGCUCCAUUGACUUCUCACGGUGUGACAUGGAUGGGGCCACCCUUUGCAGCUGUGCCCUGGAGGAGCUGCGUCUGGUCUUCGGGCCCCUGGGGGACCAACUCCAUGCCCAGCUGCGGGAUCUCACCUCCAGCUCUUCCGAUGAACUCAGCUGGAUCAUUGAGCUGCUAGAGAAGGACAGCGGUGUGGCCUUCCAGGAGGCGCUCAGAGACCCGGGCCCCUUCGGUGAGAACCAGGGAAGCCCCUUCCCCCAGGAGCUGCCUGGGGUGAUGGAGGACAGCUGCCAGGCCAGCCCUUACUACGCCGCCAGCUAUGGCACUGGAGCUCCUUCCCCGGGCUGCUCCGAGGUCUCCACUGCAGGGACCGGCACUCCUCAGAGCUCCCACUCCUCAGACUCCGGUGGAAGCGACGUGGACUUGGACGCCACUGACAGCAAGCUCUUACCCAGAGACCGCUUUCCUGACUAUAAGAAGGGGGAACCGAAGCAUGGGAAGCGGAAACGAGGCCGGCCCCGGAAGCUGAGCAAAGAGUACUGGGAGUGCCUGGAGGGCAAGAAGGGCAAGCACGCCCCCAGAGGCACCCACCUGUGGGAGUUCAUCCGGGACAUCCUCAUCCACCCAGAGCUCAACGAGGGCCUCAUGAAAUGGGAGAAUCGGCAUGAGGGCGUCUUCAAGUUCCUGCGCUCUGAGGCCGUGGCCCAGCUUUGGGGCCAAAAGAAAAAGAACAGCAACAUGACCUAUGAGAAGCUGAGCCGCGCCAUGAGGUGGGUGAGCUGGCGCUGGGAUGAUGCCAGCCCUGUGAUGAUGUUGUUGGCGCUGCCCUGCCCUGUCCAGCCCCUGCUGGCUACACGUGACAGGUACUACUACAAACGAGAGAUCCUGGAGCGAGUGGAUGGCCGGCGGCUGGUCUACAAGUUCGGCAAAAACUCCAGUGGCUGGAAGGAAGAAGAGGUUGUGGAGAGCCGGAAGUAAAGGUCUGGACUAGACCUAGGACCAAACCCACAGACUGGACCGGGGCCACAGGUUCCUGGAGGACCAGCAGGCCGGACGCCCCUCCCCACCUCUAGGACACGCUCCCUGUGUGCUGCUAUGAGAAGCUGAAGGCUGGCGAGUGGCAGAGCCCUGGACUGCCUCCUGGCCUUGGAAUACAAGCUCUGGGAUCCAAAGUGACUUUCGCCAGUGUGGCUCGUCAUGAUCCCAAUGCUGGCUGUGGACGAGGCCUUCCUCCUGCCUGGACUCGGCCAAGGAAGAUGGGAGGCCGAAGGGGAGUGCGCUGGGACAUGGGACAGGGCUUCGGCCUCAAAUAUCUUCCUGGAUUGGCUUCCACACCUCCCUGCUCAGUGCUUGGGCUCCACAGGCGGGGGUCACAGCAUCCCUAAUUUAUGUGCUAUAAAUGUCAGAUGUACAUAGAGAUCUAUUUUUUCUAAAGCAUCCCUCUCCCCACACCUCCCCUCCAAAUGCUGGGGGCCAGCGGAAGGGGGAGUGAACCCUGCCAGAACCCUCAGGAUGGGGUCCUGGUUCCUUUCUCCUGUGAAUGGAGGCAGAGUCCUCCAAUAAAGUGCCCGCCGGGCUUUUUCUAACCUA
Molecule: messenger RNA, 3419 nt
Organism: Heterocephalus glaber (naked mole-rat)
Lineage: Eukaryota; Metazoa; Chordata; Mammalia; Rodentia; Bathyergidae
Source: RefSeq, a predicted model, not a curated record